AUGGAAGACUUCCUGACAGUUGAAGACUAUGAACUAUGGACCAUAGUUAACCAAGAUUCUUUGAUUCCUACUAAACAAAAUGCACAAAAUGAAACAGUUCCUAAGGACCCCUACGAAUUUGUGGCAGCAAAUUUAAGAAUGAUGGAGAAGAAUAAAAAGGCUAAGAAAAUCCUUAUCUUUGGGCUCAGUCCUGAUGAGUACGAUAGAAUUUCUGUGUGCUCUAAUGCGAAGCAUAUAUGGGAUGCACUCCAAACUGCUCAUGAAGGAACAAAUCAAUUGGUUACCAAAGUUCUAAGAAUCCUUCCAGCCUCAUGGGAAUCAAAAGUCACUGCAAUCCAUGAAGCCAAGGAAUUGGACAAAAUCUCACUUGAUGAGUUGGUUGGAAACUUAAAAACUCAUGAAAUGGGAAAGAUAGAACUGCGGAAGGAAGAACCAAAGAAGGAUAAGGCCUUAGUUCUUAAAGUGUUUGAGGAUAAUGAAUCUGACUAUGAUGAUCCUGAUCUAGCAAUGUUUGCCAAGUUCAAGAGGUUCAUGAAGAAUUCCAAAAAUGCAUCCAAGACAGAGACCAGUAGCACGUCCAAGCAGAUCGACAAAACAAUUUAUGAUGGGUGCUACAAGUGUGGCAAGCUAGAUCACAUGGUCAAGGACUGCCCAAUCUCUAAUAAAUCUGGAAUUGGCUACAGAAAUCUUAUCCAUAAGUUUGACCCAAAGUAUGUAGGAAUUUCUGAUAAUAACAUGUGCACUCAUUGUGGAAGAGUAGGACACUUUAGAGACACUUGUCCUGCCUUAAUUCAUGCUCAGUUUAGAAACACCUUUGGUAUUGCUAAAAAUUUGAAAAAGGAAGAGAAGCCAAAGGUUAAUCCUCCUGUCCAUACUAAGCGGAUUAAGGAUAUGGUGAGAGGGAACAAUCAGGACUGGUAUCUAGACAGUGGGUGCUCAAGAUAUAUGACUGGAGAAAGGAAAAACUUCCUCUCACUGAUAGCCUUCCAAGGAGGGAGUGUGUCAUUUGGAAAUGGGAAAAAGGGCCAAAUAACAGGUAUUGGAAAGGUUGACAAGUCACUCUCUCAUGUUAUAAAAGAUGUGUAUUAUAUGGGUAAGAGACAUAACAAUGUCUACAAGAUAUCGAUUAUGUCACUUACCCAGAGUGAGCACACAUGCUUGAGUGUAGUGAAUGAUGAUCCACUGUUAUGGCAUAGAAGACUUGGACAUGUCAGUCUCUCUCAACUCAACAAGUUGGCAGCAAGGGACUUGGUCCUUGGUCUACCUAAAGUUGAGUUCACCUCUAACACGGAUGAAGAUUAUGACAUAGGAUUCACCUGUGAUGGAGAUAAAAAGGAAUCUGAUGAAGAUGAAUCAGAAAACCACAAGGAAAUUGACAGUGAUCAUGAGGAACAAGAAGAAGAAAGAACUACUCUAAUUGCUGACCAGACUAAUGAAGCCACACCUACUGAACCUGCUCUUUUGGGUCACUCCUCGGGUGAAUCUUCUCUGGUAUACAGAUCAGACCAUGGAAGCAUCAAAGCUCACAUCCUCUUGAGAAUAUCAUCUCUGAUCCAAAUGCAGGGGUGCAAACCAGGUCUUCCCUAA
Molecule: messenger RNA, 1587 nt
Organism: Nicotiana attenuata
Lineage: Eukaryota; Viridiplantae; Streptophyta; Magnoliopsida; Solanales; Solanaceae
Exons: 6
Coding region: 1-1587 (528 amino acids)
Molecular function (GO): nucleic acid binding; zinc ion binding
Source: RefSeq, a predicted model, not a curated record